Molecule: messenger RNA, 1716 nt
Organism: Dibothriocephalus latus
Lineage: Eukaryota; Metazoa; Platyhelminthes; Cestoda; Diphyllobothriidea; Diphyllobothriidae
Source: the annotation of a GenBank genome assembly
AUGGUUCGUGUUUAUCCCCUAGGCGGUGCCGGAUGUUCUACCGGGGUAAUGUCACUGGCUUGGCACCCAGAUCCACAGUACGAGAAUCUGCUUGCAAUUGGCAGUUCAAAAGGCCACGUUGAUCUUAUUGAUCUAACUAAGUUCCAAAAGAAUGGCCGACCAAAGCAGAUCAAGCUGCCUAACGCACUGGGUGGUCCUGUUUACCGUGUUGCCUGGGGUCCUUUGCUUUUUGGUGAGUCGGACGAAAAUGAAAGUUCACGAACAGAAAAUCAAGAACCGGAGGACUCAUCGACAGUCACUCAGGAUGCGAAUGUGGGUCGCAUGUACGUUUAUGCAGUUUGCAAGAGUUCUAUCUACCUCCUUCGUUCUUCACAAAAGCCGCCUGUUAUUCUGAACCAGAAGCUCUGCAAACUGCUUAGUCACUCUCAGACUGAUGGCAGUUUUGCCGACAUUGCCUUUCGUCUGCUUACUCACUCAUCACUUCAGAGCAUUUAUUCAUGUUUCGUCGCCCUAGGCAGUAGUAAUGGAACUAUCAACAUUCUCGGCCUUCUUGCUGGUUCACAAAGUCGUAGAACUGCUAUCCACCUCUGUAGAGUGUCAAUUCACAAAAAAUGUAUUAAUUCAAUGGCCUGGUCUUUUCAUUCAGACCGGGUAGUGCUGGCUGUAGGGUCUAAUCAUUCGUUUAUAACAGUCAGCGAUUUCAGUGACUUCUUUAAAAAAUCGCCAGCUGAACCGGUGCAGUUAACUAAUUGCUUGGCCACACUGGAAGGUCACGGCAACCGCGUAACUGGUCUGGAUUGGUCAACGCAUGAUCCCAAUCUUUUGCUCUCCUCGUCAUUCGACUGCACGGCUGCCGUGUGGCGCAUUACUCCCGAAGCUUCAGUAGCCAUUGCCAGUUACCGAUCCCAUGUUUCGCGGGUGUUCGGUUGUGCAUGGAACCGUCAACUUCCGGACUUGGCCAUUACUGGUGAAGAAUUUGGCUACCUUGCAGGAUGGCGCCCAUCUGAACAGCCAUACAAAGCCCCGUCAUCAUCACGUAAAAACCGACUGGCUGUGCUUUCGCAUACUCAGGACGAUUCCCCUUCGCCUGAAUUACAGAAGGACGUAAAGUGCUCCGAAAACACCGAAACUGCAAUCCUUCCCAAACCUACCGAAGUUGACGAGGCUUCCACUACCUCAAAUCAAGCUAAGGGAAAACGCGGGACUAGCCUAAAGCAGUUGCCUCUUUUUCCGAGUCUCUUUGCCAGUUCGGUCACCACAGACUGCUCAAUGUUGGCUCUCAAAAAUCUCCCGCCUGUUGCGGUUGAAUGGAAGAUGUCGAUGCUAAUGGCAUUUGUAAAGUGCCGUCUAGGCUUAUCUGCGCCCUCUCUUCCCGAGUUUGACCUCCUUCUACAGUCGACCUCUUCGCGUAAAAAUCUUGUACGUCACGUGGAACGCGAAGUACAGUCACAUCUUGAACUGGCCUCCGGGGCAAACCGUCCACGUCGUCUAGAUGCCUACUUCUGCCUCCUUCUCUGGCUGGGGAGAGCAGAUCAUGCAGCGAAAGCCUGCUUUGGGCUGCAGCAUUCACCUUUUUGGCUGAUGUGGGCUCUUGAAUUGAUGUUAAAGGGUGGUCGACCGCGGCCAUUGGCAGGAUCCUCCCUACUCGAUUCUGGGGAAUGCACAGCUAUACCGGAGGACGACUUUCUACAACAGAAGGUGAGCAGAAGUUUAUAA